CUUGCUUUCCGGAUCCGUGCAUUCCUAUCCGUUUCAUCAUGACAAUGACAAUUUUCCAAUCCUUCGCAGCUCUUUUGCUCUUCGCUGUGUGCCAAUGCAAAGGCCACAUACAUCUCGGUGAGCUGGAUGAAUGAUGCAGGGCUGCACGGAACAACAUGCAUGGCUUGAAUCCCUCGUCAACGUUUUGUGCCUUAAAAAGGCAAACUAGAGAGAGGCGGCGCUGGGGGUGGCGGCACAUGCAUAGACCAGGAUGAAGCGCUGGAGACAUACCAGAUCUACAGGCGAUGCACAGGGACACAAGGCGAGGGGGAAAACGAAAUCACUCGGACCUGCAUUGUUGUCCAUCCUGCAUCAUGGUCAUGAUGUUGGCAGACACAGGGAGAUCUUGCGGCGAAGUGAACGUCGAGGCCGGCGAGACAGUCCAAUGCCAGUGCGGCUACAACAAGGAUGCCCGUUUUGGCUGUCAGGUAGGCAGGAGGAGCAAAAACAGCCACAACUGGGCCUCCUACGUGGCUUUCUUCUUCCUGCGUGAGCAGAGGAUUCCGGACCUGAGCGAGAAGCCGUCGCAAACGGUUGAGACGCCGGCAGCGACGCAAGACAACGAGGCCCAGGAGAAAGUGCCCGCCGGCCCUGUCGAGGCAGAGGCAGAGGAGCGCGAGCACCCACGACGCCCGGCCAAGCCAAAAAGGAGAAGCCCCACUACCUCCAACCCACCAAGUCGUCGUUAGCGAAGGUGCAACAGGCCAAGAACAAGGGCCGGCGGGCUGAGGGGGAGUGGGGACCCCUACUUCUCGAAGUAUGGGUCGCUGUCCCAGUGAUUCAUCGUUGCCUUCGAGGUGGCAACAUGCACACAUGCGUGCCACGUGGAGACACGAUGCACAUGAGAACGAAAC
This is a messenger RNA of Vitrella brassicaformis, 893 nucleotides long. The record is from the annotation of a GenBank genome assembly. NCBI's taxonomy places the organism in Eukaryota, Vitrellaceae.